AUGCAGCCAACGACAGCACCACAGGCCACUGCCAGCCACCGCCUUGCUGUCCGAGCGGCGACCACGGCGUCUGUGGACGGCUACUCGGCCGUGGGCUGUUACUCGGACCUCGGGGGGGUCAUCACCACCCGGGUGCUGUCCGCGGCUUUCACAGGCGCGGCUGGUCAGCCAUCGGUGUGCCUGACCUACUGCGCUCCUAAGGGCUACUCCAUGUUCGGUCUCGAGAAUGGCGCCGAGUGUUACUGCGGAAACACACUGAACGCAGGGGCAACGCGCGCGCCGGACGUAUCGUGUAGUCAAGAGUGCAGUGGCAGUAGCGAUGCCAUCUGCGGCGCCCUCGGAAUGCUACUCCUCUAUACGUCCACUGGAACGUCCUCCACCACCUCGAGCACCGUCGUCAGCAGCAGCAGCUCCCUCGUCAGCAGCAGCAGCUCCCUCGUCAGCAGCAGCAGCUCCCUCGUCAGCAGCAGCAGCUCCCUCGCGUCAGCAACAACCGGCCCGGCCUCCAGCACCGGCAUCAGCACCGCUCCGGCCGCCGGAGACGGGCCGGGCUAUGCUGGCCUAGGGCCUGGGGCGUCGGUCGGCCUGGCUAUUGGCUGUGUGGCCCUGGGGGUGGUGUUGUCUGCGGCGGGGUUUGCCGUGCUCUCGUUUGUGCUGCGGAGGAGGGCGGCGCCGCCGUUGCAUUCGCAGGUUCCGGGAGAAUUGACUACAUACUACAUAGAAAGAGGGCCUUUGACGGUGAUGCCGGCAAGGAACUAG
Molecule: messenger RNA, 759 nt
Organism: Lasiosphaeria miniovina
Lineage: Eukaryota; Fungi; Ascomycota; Sordariomycetes; Sordariales; Lasiosphaeriaceae
Product: WSC domain-containing protein
Exons: 2
Coding region: 1-759 (252 amino acids)
Cellular component (GO): plasma membrane
Source: RefSeq, a predicted model, not a curated record